Messenger RNA from Procambarus clarkii (red swamp crayfish), 4807 nucleotides. RefSeq lists its product as uncharacterized. Lineage: Eukaryota; Metazoa; Arthropoda; Malacostraca; Decapoda; Cambaridae. The record is from RefSeq and is a predicted model, not a curated record.
AACAAUAUGUGUGAGUGAACAAAUCCACAAGGGCCGUGACGAGGAUUCGAACCUGCGUCCGAGAGCAUCCCAGACGCUGCCUUAAUCGACUGAUCUAUGACAUGGUCAAAAAAAAGGUUUAAACCGAAGUUCUACUGAAAUUACUGUGUAAUAUGUGGACAAUGGAGGUGACAAGAGUUGGUUUGGUGGCCGUGCUACUGGCAUUAUCGGUGAGUGCUCAACCCACCGAUGAAGGCCAGCUGCAAAACAUUGAUACCUCCAAUGUGAAUGGAAAUUUUUCAAGUAAUGACAAAUUAAAUGGUAGACCUGAACAAGUGUUAAAUGUACAUUCUACAGGAUUACGGGAAUAUGAGGACCAUGCUGAAAUGAAUAUGCAGUUGAGUGACUUAUCAAAGGUCCAAGAGGAGACGACGUUACCAGCAGAAAGAGAGGAAGAAAAGAAACAAGAACAAGACGUCGUGACAACGGAAGUACCAGAGCCUCUGCCGGCACCUCUACCCAUUAAAAAUGAAGGAACUGACAGAGAUAUAGCAGAGAGUAAUGUUGAAGACUUAAUAUUGAAGAUCAGUAAUAAGACUUCAUCUAUUGUUCCAAGGAAAGAAGCCAUUUUCACAAAACCUUCAGUUGUACCUAAGAAAGGGGUAGGUGAAGAAAAGCCUAUAACUGUAAUUAAUACAAGUGAUAAACCAAAUACCUUUACUCCAUCUGUAUUUGCAAGGAAAGGUGCUGAUCCAAUGGAGCAAAAUUCUUCUGUAUCUGUACGGAUAGAGGCAGACCCUAAAUCUUUAUUAUCAAAUAAUUAUAAAUUAAACUCUAAUGCUAGUUCAAGUAAAGCUUCUGGUCGUAACAUGUUGGAUCUUCAGUCUGUAUCGAAGAAUAUUGGGAAAAGUAGUGGAAAAUUCAAAGAUAAUCUUGGUGAUGAAGAAGUGCAUGGGAAACAAAGCGAUUCAUUUUUCUCGCAAUCCUCUGUCCCUAUCAGUGAGCAAGGUAAUAAGUUGGCCAUUAUGCCUAUCAACACCACUAAAUUAUCAGAUAGUGCUCCGCAGCCAAUGGUGUUAAACGCGGACACAACCACUAUUGUACCUACAAAUUUAGAAAACCUUAUAAAUGAGUCUUCUGUAGAAAUCCAUUCCAAACCAUCCAUUACGACUGAUGAUCUCGAUGCAGCCAGUGCAGAUCCUGACAGCGACAGUGUCAACUUUGGAGUGGUGAUAUUAGGACUUUCUUUGUUUGUAGCUCUUGCAGUGAUUGUGGUUUUGAUUUAUAGGAAGGUCAAAGAUAUCUGGAUGAGGAGGCACUAUGCACAUGUGAAUUUCCUUGUUGAUGGAAUGUAUGACAUGUGAAAGACUAACGAAUGAUUUUUGUGUUUUUAUUGAAAUAGUACAGGACAUUACUGGAUUUGUAAAGUAACUCCCCAAAAAUAUGCAUUUUAGAGAACUAGCAAGUUAGAAGUUUAUCUAUUUUGCAUCAAUGUUUGAGGACACAAUACAGUAAGUAGUGUACUGAGCAUUUAUUAUUGUUCAUAUGUUUGAAAUUGCUCGUCUUUAAGACUUGCCUGGUAUUUUACGCUGUAAAGCUACUGAUACAUAUAAGUGGAUCUUGAUUUUCCUACAUACAUUUGUCAAUUUUUUUUUUAGAAGGUAUUAAAUUGCAUUUAUUGUUAGGUACAUAAUAAAUUCAUAUUUUUUUACAUUGUUUACAUAGUGUGGUACAUUUAAGGUAUUGAUGGGCAGGCCAAGUAACAGUGAGAGCACUGCUUGGUUGCUUGGUGAACCAUUCGAUGCCAAGUAGCACUUGGAAGGGCUUUUGAGUGUGUGUAAUAUAUAUGAAUAGGCCUUCUAGACAUCAUUCUGGGCUGGAUUGAGUAUCCUUUAGUGUCCCCUAACUAUAGUGUGAGCUGACAGGGACAUUUAAAAGAUCUCCCUGCUGUGUGGUGCAGAAUGUAGGCCUACACUGUGCGUAGUGCUGCUCGUUGGAACAGUGGGACCGACUUUACCGUAUAUGAGCACCCGAGUGAUAUAACUCUGAGUCAAAUUGGUAGGUUCUUAAUUAUUGUGAAUAUUUUUCUAAGUUUUCUUAUGUGAGAAUAAUGUAAUGUCUGUACUGUAUUUUUAUUUUCUUCUAAUUGUAGUUAAUAUCUUACAAGUAGAUUUAAUGAAAAAAAUAAUUAAGAGCUCAUUUAAGAUUGACGUAUAUCAAUUAUUUAAAACCAUAUUUUCUUCUUACAGUAUUUAUAUUUCCCGAGAAGAUGCUUCUCCAGAAAUAUAUAUUUUUUCCCUUAACACAGUUCAGCUUUUGAUGCAUUCCUUGCAUGUGCUUAUUGCUUUUUAAAUAUACACUUGCCAUUCCACUUUCCGACUAGAACUCGAUUAAACUUAAUAAAACUAAUAUGUUUAAAUUUUCAGCCAUUAAGCCCCCCACAUAACACAAAUUUUAUGUCAAUAAUUACGUCACAAUACAGGUUCAUAAAAUACUAUAAAUUAGACAUUGCAGCAUUAUUCAGGUACACAUGGCACAAUGAAUAAUAUUGUGCAUACAUACUGCGAUUAGGAUACACACCAUAUGUUCCUUCAUGUACUAUCUUGUAAUUAUAUCUAGUUAGUUUUGAGGAACACUUAAGUCUUUUGAAUUCCAGUUUUCUUGGUAGCAUUCGCUAAAAUAUCCGAGAGUUAAUUGUUUUAAACCAUGUCUUUUUAAUUCCUAAUAAAUCUGUGUAUAUGCUGAAAAUAAUUCAUUGUAUCCAAGCACUGAAAUCUGUGCUCUUCUAUUUUCCUGUGAACUUUAAAAUUGUUUAAAGUAUUUGUGUGUUGCCUUCAUGCUUGGUAUAGGAGUGUUAUUCUUCUCCUACUCCUACAAGUCCUACAAGAUGCUCUCUAUAUUUUCUGCCACUAUAUUAAUAAUCUCAACAUUAAUCAGGCUUGGUGUAGUUGGGGCAUUUUAUCAGACUCAAGCCAUACAUCUAUUGGUUCCUCAAGAUUGCUAUCAGUUCUUUUAACUUCACUCUAAUUGACUCUCUUUCUCCUCCACAAGGGGGCAGGUUAGGUACUCUCAGAUAAGUAAUAUGUGUGCGCGGGGAAGUUGAUGCCAGGUGGCACUGCAUACGCCAUCAAACUAGUGGCCACGUCAGAUGCCGUCCACAUUGCUUUAUUGUAAAGGUGAAGUUCAGGACUCCCGAUGUGGACUGUAGGAGUGUCAGUGCUGCUUAUAUUGUAGUGCAAUAUGUUUUAUGCUCUAUUUACAUUAGAAUAUAUCUUUCAAGAGAUACAUUUCAACAGUCUUUUAAAAGAACUUGAAGGUCUUAGGCUUGUAUAGCAGGUAUGACAUUUAUGUAUAUGUUUAAUACACAUUCAGUACAGUAUACUGAAGUUACAAAGGCAGUUGUCUGUGAUUUGAUGUUUAGAAGAAACUGACCUUCAUGUGUAUUUUAGACACAUUUAGGAGCAACUGUGGCAUUUGUGAUAUAUUUAGAAGCAGCUAUUGGAUUUUUUUUAUUAAUUUUGAUAUAUAAAGGAACAAGUAUAGUUUUUAUAUGGAGGAGGAGCAACUAUGUACUGGUUUUUAUGCGUUUUGAAACAUGGAGGAACAAAUAUGGUUUUCUAGAAGGGGUCCCCUUGGUGCAUCCCGGAAUUAAGCGCCGGUCCAUCCAAGCCUUACGGAAAUACAUUAGGCCUCUGAAACUCACCCUUGCCUACUGGGAUGCAGGACCAGAAUCUGGCGGUGACAAUGUUUUGGGUUUAGAGUGCUUCUGGACUUCAUCGCAACGUGACCCAGGGUUGUCCUUUUGUUAUUUCCUCGUUAGGAUCAGUCCUGGCUGUCUUUUCUGAUUUGUCUUUUGGUUGCUUCUCUCUCACAAUGGCUGGCUACUUCUGCAAAAUGUUCUAUGGUGAGAUAGCAUCAAGGGUCACUGAACUUUCCUAUGAUAGUUGGCAGGUUGUCUUCUAAUAUAGCUUGUGAAUGGCUUUGCUGGCUGAUUUGAGACCCUGGGUUGCAUAGGCUAUUGUCUGGUGAUGGGCGAGCAUACAUAGGUGGUGAUUUUUCUGCGGUAAUGAGUAUUUCCAUUGUUUUUGUCAGUGUUAAGAAUUUCUGGAAGCAGUUGCUUAUUUUGGAGCAUACUGGUUUUUGGUAGAUCAAAACAUAUGGAGCAGAGAUCACUGUGGUGACCUCUGCUCCUUAUGCUUCCCUUUGCCUUCUCAAGUGGGAUAAAUUAUGGUCCUGGAUCCUGGUAGGUGCUUGUGCAUCACAGAGUUCUGGCAAGUCCCUCAAGGUUAGUUACUUUCGGGCUGUAGAAUCGGCAUGCUGCUGAGUGUUCCACCAGAAAGAUGUGUCUCAUAACAUUCAGAGCUAGGCAUUUGAAGGAACAAUAAGGAAAUGCCUCUAUAUGUACAGUUUCACUGAGCUAAGAAUAAGAAUAAUUAGUUUUAUUAUAUUUUGAUUAUCACUGGUAGUGUUAAGUGGGUUUUGAACCCUUGUAAAUUUGCUGUGACUCGUUAGAGGUCACUUGCAUGUCUUCCUAGAGCACCUCGUGUUUACAACUAGGGUUAACAGUGUCCACAGUGUGUGAGCUUUCUUGAUAUAUAAUAUCUUGGAGCAGUUAAGGCCUUAUAAGUGUGAAAGAGUUAGGAAUCAUAAAUUUGUGGUGCUAAUCAGUGUAUCAAUAAUUCAUCCCAGUGUUGUGAUGUAUUCUAAUGUAGGUGAAAAGAUUAUAUUUUAUACAUUUUGUAUUCCACUUUAUAUUCGAAAUAUAUAAUCAGAUUUUACAUAUCAUUUAUAAUCAUUGUUUUUUGUUUCAAAUAAAAGCAUAAAAUAA